AUGGAAAAACUUAUUAUAUAUGCUAAGUCUACAACACACUCAAUUUUGUUAAAUUAUGAUCUUGAUAUAAAGAAGAAAUUAAUUGAUUUAUAAACUCAGAGAACUAAGUAAUUAUUACUUUAGAUACCUAUGAUCCUUAAAUAUGGAACCAAAUAAAAAGUUUGAAUUAUUAUUUUCCUCCAACGAUAUCAAUAACCCUUAUUCAAUUCUAAGCCAUAUAGUAAAAAACUACUUAUUUGUACAAACAAAGAUGCUUUAUAACAUAUUAAAUAUUGUGCUACUUUAACCCUCAUUCCAAAAUUAAAUGAAUUUCCAAUAGAUGAUGCUUAUCAAUCAUAUUUAAAUGGAUUAAGUUUACCUUCACAGGCAAAAAUCUUAAAGGGCUAUUAUAUGUUUUUAAUUGAUCGUAGUGGUUCUAUGGAUGGCACAAGAAUCCAAAAAGACAAGCAAUCACUGAUAUUAUUUUUAAAGAGCCUUCUAGAAGAUUGUACUUUUAAUAUAAUUUCAUUUGAUAGUGAUUUCGAAAAAAUGUUUGAUAUUGCACAAGCAUAUAAUGAACAAACCUUAAAUAAGGCAAUAAAAUUUGUUCAAGAAAUGGAUGGAACUGAUAUAUAUUAAGCAAAAGAUGAAGGUGUUUAUGAUGAAAAUUAUACAAAAAGCAAAAAUAAUCCAAAAACUCUCAAUAUUUUUUACUAACAGAUGGAGAGGAUUCUCCUGAAAAAAUCAUUAAUUUAGUGUCUAAAAAUCACAAGCCUGAAACACUAAAUUAAAAAAUAUUUUAAUUUUUUUUCCAAUGGUAACUAUAAGAGAAUAGGGAAAACUUAAAUAAAUAUUUUGAAUUAUUAAGCAUUGAAAGAGAUAGGAAAGUAUAAGAUAUUCAUUAAGAGUUUUAUGUCUACUUAAAGGAUUUUAUUAUUUUUUAUUGAUAAUAAAUAUACUAAAGUAAUUGAUAAUAAAUUCUACAAUACAGAGAGUAUUAGAUGCUAUAGAAAACAUAAUUUGAUCACCAUUUAAGUUAUGAGACUCUAAAGAUUCAUUUAAAUAUUCAUAAAAGUCCAAAUUAAUUUUAUUAAUGAUUUGAUUUUAUAGUGUCUCUUGCAAUUCUUUUAGUUGCUAUUUACUAUAUUUCUCAUGAAUUAAAGAUCAACAAGCUCUUUCUAAUUUCACCCUUUAAAAUACCAUUUUAUUAUAAUUCUUUUCUUCUUUCCAACAAUCACUUUCAUUUUAUGA
This is a messenger RNA of Paramecium sonneborni, 1230 nucleotides long. NCBI's taxonomy places the organism in Eukaryota, Ciliophora, Oligohymenophorea, Peniculida, Parameciidae. The record is from the annotation of a GenBank genome assembly.